Messenger RNA from Vollenhovia emeryi, 765 nucleotides. RefSeq lists its product as uncharacterized. NCBI's taxonomy places the organism in Eukaryota, Metazoa, Arthropoda, Insecta, Hymenoptera, Formicidae. The transcript has 3 exons. The record is from RefSeq and is a predicted model, not a curated record. Bases 1 to 687 code for a protein of 228 amino acids.
AUGCAGCUGCAUAAGUUUUUAGCAAUAACGCACAGUAGGGAGGAAUUAAUAGACUUCUUAGUCGAACAUAAUGUAAUUACUAAGGAAAUACAGUGUCCAAAGUGCAAUAACAACGUGAAAGUUUGCAUAUAUUGGGCCAAAAAAAAUUCAACUAAACUUGGAGGGCCAGAUAAUAUUGUUGAAAUUGACGAAGCAAAAUUCGGCAAAAGGAAAUACAACUGUGGCCGAAUUAUUAAGGGCAAAUGGGUCUUCGGUGGAUUUGAACGUGAAACAAGAAAAAUCUUUCUUGUACCAGUUCCAGAUCGCACAGAGAAAACACUGCUUGCCUUUAUAAAAGAAUGGAUCCUACCUGGGACGACGAUAAUUUCAGAUUGUUGGAGGUCUUAUGAUUGUUUGAACAGUGAAGGCUUCCAACAUUUGAAAGUUAACCAUUCGAUGAAUUUCGUCGACCCAGAGACUGGAGCCCAUACUCAACAUAUAGAACGCGUUUGGAGAGAAGUAAGAGCUAAUGUUCCUCGAUAUGGAGUACGUGAACCUCACUUGCUAGGAUUUUUAGCUGAAUAUCUUUUCAAGCGCGUUCACAAAUAUGAACAGCGGUUAAGCAGCUUUUUCAGUGUGAUUGCAGAACUAUAUCCACCGAAGAUCUUAAACGAAAAAACAGACGUCUCGGAGGCUGUAACAACAUAAUUUUAGGCCUAAUUUAUAUUUGUUAAAUCAAGUAUAACAUUUGGAAGAAAAGAUUAUUUUUUGUUUAUUUUUACUUUG